Molecule: messenger RNA, 2437 nt
Organism: Lepidothrix coronata (blue-crowned manakin)
Lineage: Eukaryota; Metazoa; Chordata; Aves; Passeriformes; Pipridae
Gene: GPX8
Product: glutathione peroxidase 8 (putative)
Exons: 4
Coding region: 429-1160 (243 amino acids)
Biological process (GO): response to oxidative stress
Molecular function (GO): glutathione peroxidase activity
Source: RefSeq, a predicted model, not a curated record
GCCCAUAUCCAUCAUCAUUCUGUCCCUUCACGCUGUUUGUAGUGGUGCUGUGCCAUGCGUGCUGGCUCAGUGCUUCUAAGCAAACGAAGCUGACUGUGAUCUCACAGCAGCUGAUGAGAUGCAGGGCUGAGUCUGUGAACAGGGUGAUUUCAGCCAUCCUCCCUUCCUUCUACCUGAACAACUGGCCCCCAGGCUGCUUCUCCAGGUCUGUUUGACAGCAUAGCUGCCUCCUGUGGAACAACACUGCCAGAGACGCCAGAGGAACCCAGAGGUUGUGCUAGAGCUGUACUACAAACCCACAAGAGGUCCCAGCAGCUCUCAAGACUGUGCAGACGAACACUGGAAUAUCCCACACAGAUUGAUCUCUGUGCUCUGAAGCCCAGCAGGCACUGUGAUCUUGAACAGCUGUUUCAGCAACAGAGACAAAAAUGAGCAGCUUGCUCUUUCCGUCUGAGAUGCGAGUUUCAUAUUUCAGCUCCUCCUUCACAUUCCAGGCCUGCCCAGGCUCUCCUCCACAGAUUUCAAAAAUGGAGCCUUUUACAACUACUUAUCCUCUGAAAUACUCAGUGCCCAAAGCCAGGGUCGUUGUGGUCUUUCUGUCAGUGGUUUUGUGUACCACCAUUCUCUGCCUGCUACAACUCAGAAUUUUUAAACCUAAAAUCAAAGAUUUUUAUUCUUUUGAAGUCAAAGAUUCACGAGGAAGGAACAUUUCCUUGGAGAAGUACAGAGGGAAAGCAACUUUAGUUGUAAACGUGGCCAGUUACUGCCAAAACACACACAAAAAUUACAUCGCACUGCAAGAGCUACACAGAGAGUUUGGUCCCUCCCACUUCACUGUGCUGGCAUUUCCCUGCAACCAGUUCGGAGAAUCAGAGCCUAGUUCAAGCCCGGAAAUAGAAUCUUUUGCAAAAGGAAACUAUGGAGUAACCUUCCCCGUUUUCCACAAAAUCAAGAUCCUAGGAUCGGAAGCAGAUCCUGCCUUUAAAUUUCUAAUAGAUUCUUCAAAGAAAGAGCCUCGAUGGAAUUUCUGGAAGUACCUUGUUAGUCCUGAGGGUAAAGUUGUGAAAUUCUGGAGACCCGAAGAGCCAGUACAAAGUAUCAAGCCAGAAGUAGCAGCAUUAAUCAGGCAGAUUAUCAUGAAAAAAAGAGAGGACCUCUGAAAAAGCCAUUUAUACUGUGAAUCUAUUCAAUAGCAUGGAUACACAGCCUUUAUACAUUCCCAGGAAAUGUUGCUAGAAGCUAAACCAUCAGGUGAUUUUACUACUCUUUAGUGCUGGUAUUUGCAACCAAUAUGGUUGGUAAUAUGUCUAUUAAUGCUGGAUUUGCCCCUGCAAUAGCCUUGAGAAGGACUGAGUUUACUGAGAUGGCAAGGCACUAAGUACCUUGCAGGAUGGACCUUCAAUCUACAUAAGGUUUCUGAAUGUUGCUUUUUUUUUUUAAUUGCUGAUAAUUGCUAAUUCAAUUGUCACCAGCAGAGAGAUAGCUGGAAAGAAGAUUAUUAAUAAAUUGCUCAGUAUUUGCACAAGUUUCUUUCCCAUCUACCAGUAACAAACAGAUUUUGAUAUUCCAUUAGCACAUACUUGCCCUGUCUGAAGCAUACGGAGCCCAGAGGCAUCCAUGGCAGGGUCUUUAGAGGCAAAUGUAACUGAAGAGACUAGCUUUGCAGCAUUCUCUCGAUGAAGACUAUGGAAUUGUGAAGCUGUCAGUUGUAAAAAAACUGUACAUAGAGAAUGAUAAAUGUAAAAGAAAAAAAUUGCAGAAAUGUUUUCUUGCCUGCUUUAUGUUUUGAUUCACUUUACAUUUCACCUUUAGAGCAACACCCUUUAACUCCUUAGCCGUCUUUAUACAUUUGCACCAAGGUACUUUGCCUUGACUGUGAGCUCCUCUCCUAUUGGAUUCCUGGUUUUCUGACCUGGGUGAAGGCAGGGCCUGUGUGAAUAUACAUGGUUGCUUACAGAAGGAUUCAAGGUGCAAUGAAAAUCAGGAGUCUGGGACUCUCACAGAUGUUUUUCUGAGGCUGUCCAAGACAAUACUCUCCAGCCAUCUGCCUACCUACCUCCCAUCUUUUGAAUAAAAAAACAGUCUUCUUGCAGAGGUAGAAGAAAGAGGAGAAGGUUCACAGUUCAAGCUCCACUCCUCUCACCUUGCAAUCUCCCCAGUCGUACAUGUAACUGCAAACCCAUUGCCAGUUCUGCUCCACUGUUCUAUUACAAACUGCCAAGUGUUUUGACUUAUCUGUUUGAAAAAGGGAGAUAGUAAAUUUGAAUAAGAAAUGUCACUCCAGAUGUCCAAGUCCUAAUGGAGGGGUGAGAGAAUAGAAAUGAGAGAAACCUAUGUCUUGGAAGAGUUUUCUACAUGAGAAGGAUGGAUAGCAUUAGUGCAGUCAUCUUGUAAAACUAACUGAAAAUAACUAAAGUGCUUCAAAACUUUUUCUAAU